This is a messenger RNA of Aricia agestis (brown argus), 2896 nucleotides long. It is a transcript of the gene Pak, whose product is annotated as serine/threonine-protein kinase PAK 3. NCBI's taxonomy places the organism in Eukaryota, Metazoa, Arthropoda, Insecta, Lepidoptera, Lycaenidae. The transcript has 14 exons. The record is from RefSeq and is a predicted model, not a curated record. Bases 166 to 1932 code for a protein of 588 amino acids. Gene Ontology annotation, biological process: regulation of MAPK cascade; protein phosphorylation; intracellular signal transduction. Gene Ontology annotation, cellular component: cytoplasm. Gene Ontology annotation, molecular function: protein serine/threonine kinase activity; ATP binding.
UUUGCUGUCGUUUUGUAUCGAAAUCGUGAAAUAAAAUAAAUUUUAAUUCAGCUGUGUACAUUAUUUUUUGAGUAUUUGUCAGUUUUCCUUAAAAUAAUGUAAAUUAACGUAUUAUAAAGGUGUAUUGUUAUUUGACGUUUUCGCAAUCGAGCUCAUUUAUUCAGUAUGUCGAGUGACGAGGAUAAGCCACCUGCGCCUCCUGUGAGACUGACCAGUAACCGAAAUACGGAUCGUGUGGAUUCUGUAGCAUGUGUUGACAUGAGGCCACUCCCGAAAGAACCUGAUGAUGGCAGUGACAGGAAAAAGAAAACCUUAAAGGCGAAAAUAAAAGGUUCCAAAAGUACUGCACACAAUGAUAAUAAACCAAAUAUUAGUUAUCCAACUAAUUUUGAACAUACUGUACAUGUCGGUUUUGAUGCGGUAACAGGGGAAUUUACUCUGCCUAUAACAGGUAUGCCUGAGGCGUGGGCUCGUCUGUUGAUGGCCUCCAACAUCAGCAAACAAGAACAGAAGAAUAAUCCACAAGCUGUUCUCGAUGUGCUAAAAUGGUACGACGCGUCUGCGACUCAACCACCAGUUUCAAAGUAUAUGACAUCUGCUCAAAUGCAUACUACACACUCAGGUUCCUCGGUAUCUCGUGUUUCAUCAAGUAGUCCAUCGUCUUCUACUCCGACUGACACCGAACACCCCGAACCACCACCACCUCCACCUUCAAGACCAGAUAGGACUAAGAGCAUUUACACGAAGCCCAUAGAGGAGGAGGAGGCGCCUCCCCCGCGGCCCGCGCCAGCGCCCGCGCCCACGUCGCCGCCUCACGUGCCGCACCCGCCGCUACCCUCGCACGCGAUAAGCCGGUCAGAUACGGGGCUGUCGGUGUCCCUGGACCGCAACAAGAAUCCCGCGCCAGUCGCGCCCGCGCCCGCGCCCGCCCCCGCCCCGCCCACCGUGCCGCACGCCCCGCCCGCGCCGCCGGCCAACGGCGCGCCGCCACCCGCUGACACUACGCGAACAACAGGCCAGCAACAAAGAAAAAAGAAAAUGACUGAUGAAGAAAUAUUAGAAAAGUUAAGAACUAUUGUUAGUGUUGGUGAUCCUAAUAGAAAGUAUACAAAAAUGGAGAAAAUUGGACAGGGAGCGUCAGGAACGGUGUAUACUGCGAUAGAAACAUCUACAGGCAUGGAGGUUGCGAUAAAACAGAUGAAUCUCAGCCAGCAACCCAAAAAAGAGCUAAUCAUAAACGAGAUUCUAGUGAUGCGGGAGAACAAACACAACAACGUCGUCAACUACCUGGACAGUUACCUAGUUAAUGAGGAGUUGUGGGUGGUGAUGGAGUACCUGGCGGGCGGGUCGCUGACGGAUGUGGUGACGGAGACGUGCAUGGACGAGGGGCAGAUCGCCGCCGUGUGCCGGGAGGUGCUGCAGGCGCUGCACUUCCUGCACGCCAACCACGUCAUACACAGAGACAUCAAGUCUGACAAUAUCCUGCUGGGCUUGGACGGACAAGUCAAGCUAACUGACUUCGGCUUCUGUGCACAAAUAUCUCCCGAACAGAACAAGCGGACGACUAUGGUUGGAACUCCGUACUGGAUGGCACCUGAAGUUGUUACUAGGAAACAAUACGGACCAAAGGUCGACGUUUGGUCUUUGGGCAUAAUGGCCAUAGAAAUGAUUGAAGGAGAACCACCUUAUCUUAACGAGAAUCCCUUAAGAGCGCUUUACUUGAUCGCCACCAACGGGAAACCGGACAUAAAGGACAAAGACAAGCUGAGCACGGUCUUCCAAGACUUCCUGGAUCAAUGUCUCGAGGUGGAUGUCGAAAGGCGGGCCACAGCUCUCGAUUUACUCAAGCAUCCAUUUUUGAAGAUGGCUCGACCGCUGGCGUCUUUGACCCCUCUGAUCAUGGCCGCAAAAGACGCGGCUAAGGGACAUUAGCGUCGGCCCGCGGCGCCCGCCGCGUCGCCCGCGCCCCACGCGCCUCACUAGCGCCCUCAGUGCCUGCCGCGGACCGCGUGCGACAACCGACGUUCACACAAGUAACACACUACACUUUUAUGCCCAGUACCUCUUAAAGUCUCUGUCUCUGUACCUACUGGUCAGUUUAGAUGAUUGUUCCGAAAAUUGAACACGGGAUGCCGUGUUAUUUGUGGACGUCGGUUUGGGAGCGCCGAGCCUUUAGCUCGCGCCCGCGCGCGUACUCAGCGGCGUACACGUGACGCUACUCGACACGUUCGGGACUUCUUCUGACGUCAUCAUCGAAUAAUCGUAUUCCAUGGUUACUAUCGAGUACGUAGCGUGAUAAUUAUUAUCUACUUAUAGAGCAAUAUUUUAUGUUUACAAGAUGGCAGGGAGCUAACAUAUUUUUACAUACUGAAGACUUUACUGAACGAUUCGUAGUCCAGUAGCCGUAAUGAAUCCUGUAGUAUCGUGUAGGAGUAACGUAUAUUACUAGCGCCGCGAGCCUCGCGGCCGCGCCCCCUCCGUCCGAGCCGAGAAUUAAAAUUGCAUAGAGUUUUGUAGAUAUAGUGGUAGCGUGUUAAAAGUUGAAUUGUUACGAUUGAUACUGCAAAUGAAGACUGGCAGAUAACUUUUAGGAUAAAGUAGACUAUCGUAGGAUAAAUAUCUUUACGAUCAGCUUAUAUACUGUGAUGGUAGUUAGCGGCGGGGAGAGGGGGCUCGGCGCGGCCGAGGCGGUGCGUUGUGUAGGUACUCUGUGAGUGACUAUGUUGUAUGUCAACAUGUUUAAGCUCGAUCGAGGUCGAGCACGGAGUGUAAUAAUUAUUAUGGAUAUAAUAAGUAUAUAAUGUAAAUCCAACUGUAACUCCUAUUUAGUGCUUUUUCAAUGCGUGAGAAAUGUGUUUUCUUCUUGUAUGGUUUGUUUCACUCUAGUUGAAUUAAA